GUUAGCCUGAAUCAUCAUAUAAUUUAGCAUUAACUGACUAAUUGUAUCAUGGGGGGUUUAUAUACUUAGAUGGUUGUUAAUAUGCUCAUUCGAUUGAUAAACUUAAAGAAUCAAUCAAGAACUUAAAGAAGAAUAUAAUCGAUGUUUCCUAGCUGCAGCCCCUCCAGCUUAUUUGUGAUUAGCAUUAGCAUUAGCAUACCACGUGUUAUAAACCAUCUGGAGACUUUAAUGAUGCACUUUAUGAUUAUUCUGCUCCUCUUUAAACCCGCUGCUGAGGCCUGUGAGGACCAUGAGGAUAAUGAGGACCGGGGAACCAGCAGCACCGAGGCCGUGUUGCUGUGCAGGACGUGCGGACACGAACUGUCGCGCGGGACCGACAUCCACUUCGUCCCCAGCCGGCUCGCGCUCUCCAGCAGGAACCACACGCUGCCCAGGGGGUCGGGGGGUCCACACCCAGGGGGUCGGGGGGUCCACACCCAGAUGUUCCAGAACCCCCACGGACUCCAGUUUGAGGUGAUGACGUUCAGGAAAGCGGACGUGACUCAUCACUGGCCUGCAGAGAAACACUUCUCGUGGUUCCCGGGCUUCUCGUGGACCGUGUCCACCUGCCCACGGUGUAAAACUCACUUAGGUUGGGGUUUCCAGCCGAGUACCUGGCCGGACACGAUCACCACGACCACGUUUGAGGAGUCUGAGGAAACCUUCCUGGCUUUAAUCACCCAUCGUCUGUUGAGUGAAGACUUUGCUUCCAGUCUGCUCGUGACUCCAAAAUCCUUCAUGAGCUGACCGACUGUUUGAUUGUACGAUUACCCAGAGGACUGACGGAGCUGAGACGCAGCGGAGCCAGAGGAAGAACACUGAAUAAAGUGAAAACACAUCAGCUCUGCUGCUGUGACGGACCGAACACACAUCUGGUGAAAUUUAGGGUUAAAUUCAGAGAUAACAGGUUUUUUUUUUUAUACCCAUGAAGCGUUGAGGGUCAAAAUGUGCAAGCUUGUAGUUUUUUUUUUCCAUUUUGUUCUUUAUUAAAAAUGUCAUUUCAAAUCUCAUGGAUAUCUGUAAAACAAUACAAUGAAAAAAAAAAAAGUCCCAUAGAAAUGGUGUCAAAAUAACCACUCUCCCCAAUAACCAACA
Labrus mixtus (cuckoo wrasse) is the source of this 1134-nucleotide messenger RNA. RefSeq lists its product as uncharacterized. NCBI's taxonomy places the organism in Eukaryota, Metazoa, Chordata, Actinopteri, Labriformes, Labridae. The transcript is spliced from 3 exons. The record is from RefSeq and is a predicted model, not a curated record. The coding region runs from base 142 to 786 and encodes 214 amino acids.